GGAGGUCAGAGUUCACCGAAGAAGCAGUGCCAGGCACCGAAGACGAAGUUGAGGUUCGCCCUCGCCAAGGAGAGGAAAGCGUCCACCACGCUCGGCAUCAUCAUGAGUGCCUUCGUGGUGUGCUGGCUCCCGUUUUUCGUUCUGGCACUCGUUCGGCCGUUCAAGUUGUCGGCGGCUAUUCCCAACUGGAUUUCCUCUCUGUUCCUGUGGCUUGGAUACGCUAACUCGCUGCUGAACCCGAUCAUCUACGCAACACUUAACAAGGACUUCCGGAAGCCCUUUCAGCAUAGAAAUGAUUUCUACCGUGUGACACAAAGGUCGGAUGUUUCAAAAGCUUUCAUCUCUGAAUAG
Molecule: messenger RNA, 351 nt
Organism: Penaeus monodon (black tiger shrimp)
Lineage: Eukaryota; Metazoa; Arthropoda; Malacostraca; Decapoda; Penaeidae
Product: 5-hydroxytryptamine receptor 1-like
Exons: 3
Biological process (GO): adenylate cyclase-activating adrenergic receptor signaling pathway
Cellular component (GO): membrane
Molecular function (GO): G protein-coupled amine receptor activity
Source: RefSeq, a predicted model, not a curated record